Antechinus flavipes (yellow-footed antechinus) is the source of this 4388-nucleotide messenger RNA. RefSeq names its product karyopherin subunit alpha 1 (gene KPNA1). The record is from RefSeq and is a predicted model, not a curated record. Gene Ontology annotation, cellular component: nucleus; nucleoplasm; cytoplasm. The coding region runs from base 242 to 1858 and encodes 538 amino acids. Gene Ontology annotation, biological process: postsynapse to nucleus signaling pathway; NLS-bearing protein import into nucleus. Gene Ontology annotation, molecular function: protein binding; nuclear import signal receptor activity. Lineage: Eukaryota; Metazoa; Chordata; Mammalia; Dasyuromorphia; Dasyuridae. The transcript is spliced from 14 exons.
GGGAAUAGGGAGAGGCUCCGGGGCGGGGGCGGGGAGGACGCGAGCUCGGAUCCCUGGGCCCUGUCAGCUCGCGCCUCCUCCUCUUGUAGCCGCGCAGCUAACGGCAGCGCUGCGGAGGCCCAGCCGGCCUGCGGCUGGGCCCUCAAGUGCUCGUCACAGUCAGGAAUGCCGGCUGCGGCGGAUCAGCUGCGGCGGCGACAAGAGGAGGAGAAGAAGGGGGAGGAAAGGAGGAGGAGAAAUCAUGACCACCUCAGGAAAAGAGAACUUCCGCCUGAAGAGUUACAAGAACAAGUCCCUGAAUCCUGAUGAGAUGCGCCGCAGGAGGGAAGAAGAAGGACUUCAGUUACGUAAGCAAAAAAGAGAAGAGCAGUUGUUCAAGCGAAGAAAUGUUGCCACAGCAGAAGAAGAAGCAGAAGAAGAAGUAAUGUCAGAUGGAGGUUUCCAUGAGGCCCAAAUCAAUAAUAUGGAGAUGGCAUCAGGUGGUGUCAUUACCUCUGAUAUGAUUGAAAUGAUAUUCUCCAAUAGCCCAGAACAGCAACUUUCAGCAACCCAGAAGUUUAGAAAAUUACUUUCAAAAGAACCUAAUCCGCCAAUUGAUGAAGUCAUCAGCACACCAGGAGUGGUGGCCAGGUUUGUGGAGUUCCUCAAACGAAAAGAGAAUUGUACAUUGCAGUUUGAAUCAGCUUGGGUGCUGACAAAUAUUGCUUCAGGGAAUUCUCUUCAGACUCGAAUUGUGAUUCAAGCAGGAGCUGUGCCAAUCUUCAUAGAGCUGCUGAGCUCAGAAUUUGAAGAUGUGCAGGAGCAGGCAGUCUGGGCUCUUGGUAAUAUCGCUGGAGACAGCACCAUGUGUAGGGACUAUGUGUUAGACUGCAACAUUCUCCCCCCUCUAUUGCAGCUACUUUCAAAGCAGAACCGUUUGACCAUGACUCGGAAUGCAGUAUGGGCCUUAUCUAAUCUCUGCAGAGGGAAGAAUCCAUCUCCAGAUUUUGCAAAGGUUUCCCCCUGUUUGAAUGUACUUUCUUGGUUGCUGUUUGUUAAUGACACUGAUGUGCUAGCUGAUGCAUGCUGGGCACUGUCAUAUCUGUCAGAUGGACCCAAUGAUAAAAUCCAAGCAGUAAUUGAUGCAGGAGUAUGUAGGAGACUAGUGGAGCUACUGAUGCAUAAUGACUACAAGGUGGUUUCUCCUGCUUUACGGGCUGUAGGAAACAUUGUUACAGGUGAUGAUGUUCAGACACAGGUAAUUUUGAAUUGCUCAGCUCUGCAGAGCUUAUUGCAUUUACUCAGUAGCCCAAAGGAAUCUAUCAAAAAAGAAGCUUGUUGGACAAUAUCUAACAUCACAGCUGGAAACAGGGCUCAGAUUCAGACUGUGAUAGAUGCCAACAUUUUUCCAGCUCUCAUUAACAUAUUACAAACUGCUGAGUUUCGGACAAGGAAAGAAGCUGCUUGGGCUAUUACAAAUGCCACUUCUGGGGGUUCAGCUGAACAGAUAAAGUACCUAGUGGAACUUGGUUGUAUCAAACCACUUUGUGAUCUCCUCACAGUCAUGGACUCUAAGAUUGUACAAGUUGCCCUGAAUGGUUUAGAGAACAUCCUGAGGCUUGGGGAACAAGAAGCCAAGAGGAAUGGCAAUGGCAUUAACCCUUACUGUGCAUUGAUCGAGGAAGCAUAUGGUCUGGAUAAAAUUGAAUUUCUACAGAGUCAUGAAAACCAGGAAAUCUACCAGAAGGCCUUUGAUCUCAUUGAGCAUUACUUUGGGACAGAGGAUGAGGACAGCAGCAUUGCACCUUCAGUUGAUCUUGACCAGCAGCAGUACAUUUUCCAGCAAUGUGAGGCUCCCAUGGAAGGUUUCCAGCUUUGAAGAAAAGUUCUUUUAUGUUCCUGUAUCAGAUCAGGCUACUUGAUCAAAUCCUCUUGUGGAGCCCACAGCCCUCAUGGAGCUAAUUUCUCAAUGUUUUCCAUAAUACUGUUUGCGCUCAUUUGCUUGCCUUGCGCACCUGCUCUCUUACACACAUCUGGAAAACCUGGCUCUUUGUGGUGGAAUACCCCCUUAACAAAGGGGUAACCAGAAUGGCCCACCCUCUUAUGGAAAACCAAUAGGCUUUGGAUAUCGGCAUUUAUAUUUUACAAGAGUUGUGUGGGAACAUUUAUAUUAAUAUGGAUCCCUGCCUUUGUUGGAAAAAAAAAUUAUUGCCCCUUUGUUCCCCUUUAAAUGGAAAAAAAAAUUAUACUGACAAAAGAUAAUACUAACAUUUUAUCUUUUAUUCCACACAACUUGAUUAUAAGUCAAAGGAGAUGUAGACACAUUGUGUGUACUUCAGAGUUCUGUUCUUGUGCUCUUCCACAGUAACCCCUUGGAUUAGUUGGUGAUUAACUCCAGCCAAAUUGGCAUUAAUCCUCAGUGAGAUUAUUGAACUCCUUAUUCCUUAGCGCCCCCUCCCCCCCCCAUCCAUACACCUCUUCAGAUAUUAAAGUAAGCCAUCAGCGCCCCCUUAUCUUCAGUCUCUGGUGAAUGUGCUUUUUGGUUGUCAAAAGUGAUGAAGAAUUAAUUGACAUUUUUAUUCUAGAAAGUCUAAGUACCAUGAUCUGGGUUGCAGGUCCCCUUAGAGGAAAAGAGAUAAAGGGGCAUAUAUGGCUGUUGCUCCCCUUUGGUCAUAAACAUUUUAGGAUUUGGAAGUGGUUCAGUUUUAAUACUGUUAUGAGGACUCUCAGAAUUAAAAUCUUCAUGACAUCUCCCCAGACCUGAACAUGAUGUGACCAGAAGCAAUGUCUCUGCAUUAAUGAAGAAAUGUUUCAGGCUUUGUGGUCCUGACCAAGGUCCUUAAGGUAUUGAAGUUCUCCCUAGGUGCUCUCACUCUCUGUGGCUGUCAGAAAACAUCCAUUUAAAGAUUGCUUAAGGAUUGUUUUUUUGUUGUUGUUCUUAGGCAGCUUGAUCUUAACACAUUCAUGCUGUAAACACAACUUUUAGCCUAGACCAUCUUUAAUCUGUUUUAAUAUUAACACCAGGAAUAAUAAUAAGGAAAUAACCAGGAAAACUGGAUAGUGUUAUGGUUCUUCCAGCUGUGAAAUAUAGUUCUGACCACAGCUCCCUCUCUUAUGUUCCUUUCCUCCCCAAAAACAAAAUAUCCACCUUCUCAUCACAGCACUAUUUUAAUUGAAAAGGGGGCAUGGCUUUUCUUUUAAUUUCAUGAUGAUUCCAUCCCCUUACUAGUACUACAAUCCUUGAAUUAGUGCUGUAUUGGUGGCUGUGUUGGUGAGGUGCUGCUUCGUGCAUGAAUAACCCUCAUCUGUACCGACAAACAGUACCUCAUCUAGUCCACAGCAUGUUUGGACCGGAUCUUUGGAUGAAAAGCUAAUACCAACGUCAGUUGAAUACGGUUUCUUCUCAGUGCUACUUGGCCAUCAGGAUACAAAGUUGGGACACCAUCAGAGAAGACUUGCUGUUGCCCUUCUGUGCCAAUGGGUUCUAAAGGAAAGCUGCUCACUUCUGUUUCUGAACAUGCCCUUUCAUGCAGUGUUGGAUUUUUUUCUUGUUUUCUAGGAUUCACAGUCACCCCCAAAAGUAAAUCAUUUUGAAAAGUUACCAUUGAUGAGCUUCCCUACAUCCCUGGGGAGUCUUGCUGGGUCUGGGGGAUGUGCAGAGCUUUCAUACCUCAUCAUAAGGCUAUUCACCAUUGGCAACUGGCAACAGCAGCCUGCUUGACAUGACCUGACUUAAAAAUUGUUUUUAAAAAGUCAUCCAAUCCAGAAAGAUGCAAAGACAGUGGACAUUGUCAGCUCCAAGUGUGACACAUGCUUCCUUCACAUCCAGUCUGUAUUUGUGUCUUGUGAUCUUGGAUGAAUAACGUCUGAUGUAUGUAAAUCUUGGAGCAGCCCCUGAAAAACUAGUCCACUCCAUCCACAACUGUUACUUCUUCUAGUGCUGCUUUGUGCUGAAAGAACAUCUAGUUUACUGCACUUGACCUGUAAAGGGACUUUGAUUCUUUGUAAUUUUAGGGAUAAAUUAGGUGGUUAAUUUAAAGAAAAAUCUUCAAUGUUGCCUUUACAUCACAUUAAAAAUAACUUCUCUUUCAGAAGGGUGAUAGAAGCACUGAUUCGUAGCAAAAUCUUGUUUUUAGCUUUGACUUUUUUUUUUUUUGUGGCUGGAUUUUUUUAAAUUGUAAAUUACUGAUAACAUGUCAUUUCUAUAGGAUCUGUUUUAAAUCAUGUACCUUUUAUUGGACAGUACAAAAAUACAGCAUAUUUUGUAAACCAAUUUGAAUGGAAAAAAUAUAUAAAGCACAGCAGAAAGAUGUUUCCCCUAAGUUAGUAAGAAUAGUGUAUGUUGGGAAUUUUUGCUAGUAAUGGCAGGUGCCUAAAUGAGUGAAUUAAAACAAAGAGUCCAUUUAAAA